Messenger RNA from [Candida] anglica, 1458 nucleotides. The record is from the annotation of a GenBank genome assembly. Lineage: Eukaryota; Fungi; Ascomycota; Pichiomycetes; Serinales; Debaryomycetaceae.
AUGCUUCGUGAAAAUGAAAUAAUAUCCAAGGUCUUGCUCACGGUUGACCAGUACAAGGGCAAGGUAUCCUCACUCCGAACAGGGAUCUCUAACGAUACUUAUCUUCGAUCGGAGAACUUCUCACGAUUACUCCUUUGGAAAGUGUGUCUCAUUACUGAUUCGUUAAAUAUCCAGAAAUGGGAUGAAGCACUCUCUGCCUCUCGGAUAGUGUACACCCAGAUCCUCAAGCGUCCGGACAUGGCUAUCCCCUGGGAUCAGUUGGAGCCAGAUAAUGUGUUUUAUAUACCGAGGAAGACCACUCGUCGAGAAACAAACACGAUCAAGAAAGUCAUCAACAAUUUGGAAAGAGUUCAUAUUGACGAUGAUCCAUUAACUGCAGACAACAACAAGCAAGGAAACCAUUCAAAUAUUCAUUUACCGACAGAUUUGGAACUCUUGGAGAUCAUUACGUUGGAUAUAGAACGGAUCUUCCCCGGGAACGAACUCUUCCAUGCACCUACAACAGACGCACUCAAUCAUAGACGAACAUUGGUACAAAUUCUAUACAUAUGGUCGAAGUGUAACCCAUCGGUUGGCUACAAGCAAGGGUUACACGAGCUCUUGGGACUUGUCUAUUUGAAUCUUUGGCGAGAAAGUAUCGAGAUCCCCAACACAAAUACAAUAUCUACCGAUGAUCUUAAAAUUCUUAAACUUUAUAAUGUUAAAUAUUUAGCUCAUGAUUUAUUUCUGAUGUUCAACAAGUUUGUCAUGCAAUCAGGGAUCGGGCCAAAAUAUUUUGAAUCUGAACAAGAACUCUUCAAAUCCAUUCAAACUUUUGACAUGUAUCUCUUGAAAGUGGACCAAUUGAUUCAUUACAACCUAACCAACAAGUUGAAAUUGGAAUCACCACUUUGGCUCAUCAGAUACUUGAGAUUAUUAUUAUCAAGAGAACUUGGCAAUGAUUUGGAGUGUGUAAGCAUAUUCUGGGAUAAACUUAUUGGAGGGAAUUGUUCUACGACCAGCAGCAAUACUAGCGGCAUAACGAUAGGAAAUAUCGGUAUAGGAGGCGAUAAGCCAAAUGGGAACACAAUUACCACCAUCCCGGAUUUACUCACUUUCAGUGUGAUCAUUUUACUCAUACAUAUCAAGACAGAUUUAAUCACUUCAGACUUUAGUGAAGCACUUUCACUUUUAUUACAUUAUCCUAUUGCUAAAAUUUCCGGGAAAUACUCCUCAAAGGCUGAUUUCAUCAGUAAAUUGUAUAAGGAUGCAGUAUCCUUGUACGAACGGAGGGAUAAUGACAAAAAAUUGUACGAAUAUGGAUUAAAAUUAAACACUCAUUAUAAUCCAAACUUGAAAAUUACCAUGAGUUAUAGAAGUAGUGAAGAAGUGGAAAGAUCGAAAGAAGAGAAGUUGAAGUUUGAAAAGUUACGAAUGGAGAUGAGAUUGAAGAAAAAGGUUAAACUGAUGAUGGGUUGA